Ustilago hordei is the source of this 2400-nucleotide messenger RNA. RefSeq lists its product as uncharacterized. Gene Ontology annotation, molecular function: nucleic acid binding; ATP binding. Bases 1 to 2400 code for a protein of 799 amino acids. The record is from RefSeq and is a predicted model, not a curated record. Gene Ontology annotation, cellular component: mitochondrion. The transcript has a single exon. NCBI's taxonomy places the organism in Eukaryota, Fungi, Basidiomycota, Ustilaginomycetes, Ustilaginales, Ustilaginaceae.
AUGGCUGCUGCUCGUCAACUCUCGACGUUGACCGCCAGGACCAUCAUUCGAGCCCAACUCACUCCAUCUGCUGCAUCUCUAUCGCUGCGUUACGGCCUCGCGUCAGUGCAGCAUAGCAGGCUCGCACGUCUGGAAUCGGCCUCAAGCAUCGCAAAUGCCAUCCGCAGUCUUUCUCACUCAACCGAGUCGGCGGAACCCGCUGCCGCCGCCGCCGCCGCCGCCGCAGCAGUAACCGCUGAUGUGCCCGAGUAUGAGGCUGACAUUAUCACCACAAGCAAGAACGAGCGUGACUUCAGCUCGUCGCGGGUCAAGGAUGAGACCUUCGCAUCAUUGAAGGGCGCCAUUAACCCAGCACUACUCAAAGCUUUGACCGUCAAGCCUUUCGCCUACACCAACAUGUCAGCCGUCCAGCAGAGUGUACUCCACCUUCUGCCCGAAGUUGCCAGUGGAGUUGGGGAGCACGCCGCCCCCAUGCCUGACGGACAGGGCAGAGACAUGCUUGUCAAGGCCAAGACAGGAACCGGCAAGACCAUUGCUUUCCUUGUGCCCGCCCUCGAAGCCCGUCUUCGAUCCAUCGAGGACGUACGUAACGGCAAGUUCCCAAAGCCUUGGCUUGACAUGCUUCAAAGACACAGGCCUGGCUUGGAUGUCGCAUCCCUCAAGAAGAAUGAGCUGGAGGACAUUGUCAAGCAGUUUGUCAACAACACAGUCGGCAUCCUCAUCCUCUCACCCACACGAGAGCUUGCUACUCAGAUCGCUGAGGAGGCCAAAAAGCUGCUGACCCACCUUCCGGAUUUCAAGGUCCAGCUCCUCGUCGGAGGUGCAAGCCGAAACUUCCAGAUCAACGACUGGAGGCGAUCAAGGCCCGAUGUCGUCGUUGCCACCCCUGGACGAAUCAUCGACCUGCUCAACGACGUCGGAAUGAUGCGCGAGGCCAUGACUGCAUGCCGCACUCUCAUCCUCGACGAGGCCGAUACCUUGCUCGAGAUGGGUUUCCGUGACGAACUACAAGCCGUCAUGAGUCACCUGCCCGCCAAGGUUGAUCGUCAGAACAUGCUAUUCAGUGCCACUGUCAGCCCUGAGAUUCGUGCCAUCGCCCGCGCCAGCUUGCAGAAGGACCACCGCUUCAUCGACUGUGUUCCUGCAGGCGAGGAGAACGUCCACAAGCACAUUCCACAGUACGCCACCGUUCUUGAGUCGGCUGAAGAGCAGAUCCCACACGUUUUGCGUCUGAUUGCACACGACCAGCUCAUCAACCCCGGCAAGUCCAAGACCAUUGUCUUCGCACCCACCACCAAGAUGACCGAGCUCUUCGCCGAUGUCAUCCGCCAGACACAACGUCAUCUUCCGGCCGGAUCUGGUUCCAGCAUCUAUGAGAUCCACAGCAAGAAGGAUCAGCGUUCUCGAUUCAACACCAGCGACCGCUUCCGCAAGGAUCAAAGUGGCGCCAGUGUACUUGUCACUAGUGACGUCAGCGCUCGUGGUGUUGACUAUCCUGGUACCACCCGCGUCAUUCAGAUUGGUAUUCCCAGCAACAAGGACCAAUACAUUCACCGAAUCGGCCGAACAGGUCGUGCCGGUGCCAAGGGUCGAUCCGAUAUUGUGCUGCUGAACUUCGAACGUGGCUUCCUGCACUACCAGCUUGACGAUCUUCCCAUUACUCAACUCCACGUUGAGGACCUUGUUCAGGAAGUCGAGACACUCUCGCAGCGCUUUGACGAAGCACCGGAGGAGUUUGCCGUUCCACAGGAGCUUGUUGACGCGGCCAAGACCAAAAUUCAGCAAGCACAGAAGGGUGGGCCGAAAAAGGGACGAGACAGGGAUGCUGGCAACGUCAAGGCUCCCGCUAAGCUUCAAGGACCCCUCUCCGGCAAAUACAGCACCGAAACUCUUGCUCCUCUCAUCGAAGACUCGCUCAAUUCGUUGGACGAGGAGGAAGGUGUUCGUGAAGUCUUCGGCUCACUGCUUGGUUUCUACGUCGGUAAGGGCGACGAGCUCCGCACCAGCAAGAUGCAGAUGGUCGAGGGUCUCAAGCAGUGGACCGUCGAAGCUGGCCGCCUCGAACGACCCCCUCACAUGAGCGAGCAAUACAUGCAGAAGCUCGGUAUCUCGUCCAGAGAUGUGCGCGGUGGAAGCGGUUCGCCCCGUCGUGAUUUUGUCAACAUUGGUGGACGUGGUGAACGCAACGGCGCUCGCUCUUUCGGUCGUGGACGUUUCAGCAAGGACAGCAACAGCCGUGGUGGCGAACGCGACAGAAGCGACUUCCGCAGUGCACGAGACAGCCGAGACGGUCGAGGCGGUUCUCGUUCCAGCGGAGGACGUGGCGGUAGCAGCUGGGGAAGCGGACGUGACGCUCGUGAGGGUAGUUUCGGUCACGACAGCAGCGGUGAUAAGUGGUAA